AUGUUGGUGUCACUGCUGCUCCUGGUCCUUGCCACAGCCUGUGUGAUCUCCGUGGGGGUCGGGCUGUGGGUCGUCGGCCACCACUUCCUCACUGCAGAGAUCCCUGCAGCCAUCGGCCACCCCGUGAAACUGCGGGCCUGCCAUUGCAUCUCCCAGCUGUUGACGACGUGGGGGACGAUUUUUGAGAAAAUGAGAAUCUGCUCUAUGCAGUUUCUCCGUUUCAUUCACGAUCUGGCGCCACUAAAGAAGGAUUCAGAUGUGGUGGUCAAGGACCUCUGGUACGGGAUGAUCCCCGUGAAGCUGUACCAGCCCAAGGCGUCCUCAAGCAACCCCAGGCCUGGCAUCGUGUUCUACCACGGCGGUGGGGGCAUUGUAGGGAGCUUGAAAACUCACCAUGGCUUAUGCUGUCAUUUGUGCAAGGAGAGUGACUCAGUGGUUCUAGCAGUUGGAUACCGCCAGAUGCCCCUGCAUAGGUUUCCGGUGAUAGUAAGAGACUGCAUAGUGGCUACCAACCACUUCUUGAAGUCCUUGAGUACAUAUGGGGUGGAUCCAGCCCAGGUUGUGGUCUGUGGUGACAGUGUGGGUGGGGGCCUGGCAAUGAUAGUUUAUCAAAACCUUGUGGACAGUUCCGAUCUCCCCAAGAUCCGUGCCCAGAUCCUGAUCUACCCUGCUGUCCAAGCCCUGGAUUUCCAGCCCCCUUCCUAUCAGCAGAACAAGAAUGUUCCACUGCUCAGCCGGAAUAUGUUCUUCUACUGUUGGUGUGCUUACCUGGACAUCAGCCCCUCCUGGAAGAGCACCGUAUUGAAAGGCACCCAAUUGCCUGCUGAAGUCUGGGAAAAGUACAGAAAGUGGUUGGGUGCAGAAAACAUCCCAGAGAAGUUUAAGAAGAGAGGCUACCUGCCAACGCCCCGUGAACCCCUGAAUGAGGCUGCCUAUCUGGAGACAAACAUCAUUCUAGAUUUGAUGACCUCGCCCCUGAUUGCAGACGAUGAAGUAGUGUCUCGGCUCCCCGAAGCUUGCAUCGUGAGCUGUGAGUAUGAUAUUCUCCGGGACCAUUCGCUGUUGUAUAAGAAGAGGCUGGAGGACCUGGGAGUCCCAGUGACUUGGCACCAUAUGGCGGAUGGUUUUCACAGGGUGUUGAUCACCCUUGACAUGGGCUGCUUGUACUUCCCCUGCUCCACGAGGAUUAUGAAUGCUGUGGUCCAUUUUAUGAUAGAGUUGUAA
Hippopotamus amphibius kiboko is the source of this 1224-nucleotide messenger RNA. It is a transcript of the gene AADACL3, whose product is annotated as arylacetamide deacetylase like 3. Gene Ontology annotation, cellular component: membrane. Gene Ontology annotation, molecular function: carboxylic ester hydrolase activity. The record is from RefSeq and is a predicted model, not a curated record. Lineage: Eukaryota; Metazoa; Chordata; Mammalia; Artiodactyla; Hippopotamidae.